AUCACAUCAUCAUCAUCAAAUUUUGUUUGACUAAUCAUCACCUGAUUUAUGUAAAUUUGGGUAUUAACCUAGAUAACUGGGUAAAACCUCGUGAUGACUGAUGACAAAACAAAUUGACAAAAACAAAUAAUACUUUGCAAACUUAACGUUAUGAUAUUGUUGUCCUAAUUUCAGUUGAUGAUAACGUUUAUCAUUGCUACACCCAACAUGUUGGUUCAUUUCUUCACAGUUUUUGGCAGAACAUUGUAGAAAAAAAACUGGUCCAGUUGUUCGUCUACUAAAUCGUUUCAUCAGCAAUAAAAAAAACAAGAUGCACAAAAAUAAAAAAUAUAAAUGUAUAAUAAUUUCAUUAAUAUUUCUAUUCAACAAGUUGAUUGGCUCAACAAUUGCUGAUACCUUGAAUGAUCACGAAAAAUCUAGAUACAAAUAUGAGCUCUUAUCAAAUUCAUCAGCCAACAUAUCAAAAGAAGACAAUGAAAGUUCAAAUAAUCUUGAACAGGAAAUUGAUUUACAAGGACAACAACCUGGACCUCAAUUUACCAGCUCAAUUUACAUUGUAAAUAAUUUAACUGAAAAUUAUUACAGAAAUAUGUCAAUUGUAAAGGUUCAAUUGUCAAAUAUAAAUUCUACAACAUCUGUUACAUACAAAAUAAGAUCUGGAAAUAUUAAUCAACUAUUUGGCAUCAAUGAAAAAACUGGUAAUAUUUAUGUUAAUGGAGAAAUUGAUUAUGAAAUUACAUCAGAAUAUACUCUCAUUGUUGAAGCAUCAAUUAAUGAAAGUUAUGAAAUAACAACAACUGUUAUAAUAAUUAUUGAAAAUACAAAUGAUAAUGCUCCAGUUUUUGAAAUAUUUCAAACAAAUAUAAAUAUCCUUGAGGAACAUAUCAAUGACAGUUGUAUUGGAAUAUUUAAAGCUCAUGAUCCAGACAUAAAAAACAAAAGUAUUGAUCAAAAUAUUAGAUACUAUACAAAGAUGGAAGAUCGUAAACAGCAUCAUUUAAUUUUUUCAAUUGACGAAUUAACUGGUUGUAUGACCUUGAAUACUAUACUUGAUAGAGAUCCACCAUUUGGUUAUCCAACAUGGAGAGUAAUUGUUGAAGCAUAUGAUAGAAAUGAUACAUACAAUUCAUUGGGUCAUGGAAUUUCAGUUGAUAUUAAUUUAAUUGAUGUCAAUGAUAAUCCACCAAUUUUAGAAAAACAACAAAUUUAUUUGUUUGAAAAUAAACCACCUGGUAUGAUAACAAAACUUGUUGCUUUUGAUUAUGAUUCAGAAUAUCAUAGUUCACCUUUUACAUUUUUCAUUGACAAUAAAACAAUUAAUUAUACAAAUAUUUCUGAUAAAUUUGCCAUUAAAAAUGAUGAACUUUGGGCUAAAGUUAAAUUUGAUUAUAAAAAACAAUCAAAAUAUGAUAUACCAAUAUUAAUAACUGACAGUGGAACACCAAAAAUGACAGGAUUAUCAAUACUUAGUGUUAUAAUUGUUUCUGAUGAUGAUAAAAAACUGGAGGGUCGUUCAACGUCUGUCGUAAUUCGUCAUUUUAAUGGAUCAUCAUUGGGAAUUGAUACACUUUAUGUUCCUUUUUUUGAUCGUGAUGACUCAACUUGGGAUGACAAAACAUUUCAAUGGGAUGGUGAAAUAAAUAAUAAUUUUGAUUUGAAUUUUAAUACUGGUAAAAUAACACCUGCUAUGAAUAUUUCUGAUGGUAAUUAUCAACUUAAAUUUAAAGUUUUUAAAGAAAGUGAGACUGUACCACGUUACAGUGUUAAAUCUACAAUCAAUAUAACUUUUAAAAAGAUAACACAAGAAGCAUUUGACAGUCUCAAUGAAAAUGGUUAUUGUCCUGAACGUCUUGAUUGUUGAUAAUUAUAUUUUAUUAUG
This is a messenger RNA of Aphidius gifuensis, 1879 nucleotides long. Its product is annotated as DE-cadherin-like. The coding region runs from base 311 to 1861 and encodes 516 amino acids. Gene Ontology annotation, molecular function: calcium ion binding. Gene Ontology annotation, cellular component: cell-cell junction; plasma membrane. Lineage: Eukaryota; Metazoa; Arthropoda; Insecta; Hymenoptera; Braconidae. The record is from RefSeq and is a predicted model, not a curated record. The transcript is spliced from 2 exons. Gene Ontology annotation, biological process: homophilic cell-cell adhesion.